This is a messenger RNA of Talaromyces marneffei, 1248 nucleotides long. RefSeq lists its product as uncharacterized. The transcript is spliced from 2 exons. Gene Ontology annotation, biological process: transmembrane transport. Gene Ontology annotation, cellular component: endoplasmic reticulum. The coding region runs from base 1 to 1248 and encodes 415 amino acids. NCBI's taxonomy places the organism in Eukaryota, Fungi, Ascomycota, Eurotiomycetes, Eurotiales, Trichocomaceae. The record is from RefSeq and is a predicted model, not a curated record.
AUGGUCUCCCUCAGACACAUCCUGGCCGGUCUGGCCAUUGUGCCCGCUGCCCUCGUCAGUGUCAGCGCCGCACCCUUCGACGAGCGCUGUGACGAGUGCGACAAGCAUGCUCCGAAGGUGUUUAUCAUCUCGAUGUUCGCCCCUGAAGCAGAGGUAUGGUGGGGAAUCCCCGACUUCAACCUCCUCGCACACAACAUCAGCAUCCCCGGUCUCUCGCCGUUGUUCCCUCAUGUGCACUGCACCCACAACCACGAAGUCUGCCAAGUGAUCACCGGCGAGAGCGAAAUCAACGCCGCGACAACCAUCUCUGCUCUCGCGUUCAGCGACGAAUUCGAUCUGACAUCCACCUAUUUCAUGGUUGGCGGCAUUGCAGGAAUCAGCCCAGAAGUCGCGACCACCGGCUCAGUCACGUUUGCGCGGUACGCAGUGCAAGUUGCGUUGCAAUACGAGCUUGAUGCGCGCGAGAUUCCCGCCAACUGGUCAACUGGUUAUUUCGCGCAAGGGUCGUAUGGACCGGAUCAAUACCCAGGAAGUAUCUAUGGCACAGAAGUGUUCGAAGUCAACGACAACCUCAAGUCAAUGGCAGUUGCGUUUGCACGCAAGGGAAAAUUGACGGAUAGUGCACAGGCUGCUUCGUAUCGCGCAAAUUACCUCAAUGGCGACGGCGCCAGUAUUUAUCAGGCUGGUGCCGCUCCUCCAUCCGUUGUGGAAUGCGACGUUGCUACCUCCGAUGUUUACUACACGGGUAAGCUGUUGAGUGAAGCAUUCGCCAACACAACCUCGCUCUUUACAAAUGGAACGGGAACAUACUGCAGUACCGCGCAGGAAGACAACGCCACGCUCGAAGUUCUCCUCCGAGCGGCACUACACAAGCGUGUCGAUUUUGCGCGUAUUAUCGUCAUGCGUACGGCGUCGGAUUUUGAUCGCCCUUACCCCGGUGAGGAUCCUGCGUACCAUAUUCUGUAUGCAAACCAGGACGGAUUCGAGAUUGCCCUGCAAAACAUUUAUAAUGCAGGUGUGCAUGUUGUCCAGGGGAUCUUGGAUGGGUGGAAACAUACGUUUCAGCAUGGUGUCAAGCCCGACAACUAUAUUGGAGACAUCUUUGGUACCUUGGGAGGCAACCCCAAUUUCGGGCCGGGACGAGCAGUUGCGUUGAGUGAGGGGGGUGCGUUGUUGACCAAGAGGGGUGCGGCUAGUAAAAACAUGAGGUCGAUGAGACAGAGGGGUGUUGUUUUGGCUAAGCCGUAA